CACGCUCGGAUUGACUCUCCGUCAUGCUCCGUCCCACACCCAUCCCUGGCCCUUCCUUGGCACCGCUGCUCUUUGGAUAUCGAUAUGCUCGGUUUUCCCACUUAUACACACCGCGUCUAAUCUAACAAUGGCACUGGCUCCACAGAUCGGGGUCUUUACAGCUUUGCCUCUUCCCGGCAUAUGCGGCCUGGGUAAUGCGUACUCGGCCUCUAUAGAGGAUCUGGCCCACAGCCACGCCUCCCCCCUUGCCAAGUACUCCCUCGGCUUACACUCUGCAAGUCUCCAUGGUCGUCUCGUCCGCGAUAGCGCCAUUGCUUCAUGCUCGUCUGCCUGCUAUGUAUUCACCACAGGCGGGGUCGAGGAUAGUCGGCCCCGGCGAAUGAUGGCAUGUUCUCUUAUCCCUUUGACUAGGUUGACGUGACCGGGGAGAGUUUGAAAAAGUAUAAAAGGAGCCGUUUUGUUCAAGUCGAGCUUGAUUUUUCUUCUUCCUUUCGCAUCACUUUUCUCCAGCACUCUUCACUCAUCUUGCCAAGUUCAUAUAUUAUACC
Trichoderma asperellum CBS 433.97 is the source of this 548-nucleotide messenger RNA. RefSeq lists its product as uncharacterized. The record is from RefSeq and is a predicted model, not a curated record. NCBI's taxonomy places the organism in Eukaryota, Fungi, Ascomycota, Sordariomycetes, Hypocreales, Hypocreaceae.